Erpetoichthys calabaricus (reedfish) is the source of this 1049-nucleotide messenger RNA. RefSeq lists its product as uncharacterized. The record is from RefSeq and is a predicted model, not a curated record. NCBI's taxonomy places the organism in Eukaryota, Metazoa, Chordata, Cladistia, Polypteriformes, Polypteridae. The transcript is spliced from 3 exons. The coding region runs from base 99 to 1049 and encodes 316 amino acids.
CCGCGCAGGCUGUCGUGAUUGGCUGAACGCCCGCCGAGUCCCAGCCGUGCCAACGGGCUCCACACGCCGCCCUGCACUCCCCUCUCCCGAGCGCCACCAUGCUCGUCGUGUGUCUGCUGCUGCGUGUCCUCCUCCUGGACGACGCGUCGGCAGCGGUCGUUCUGCAGCAGAGAACGUUGUCGGUGACGAAAGGCAAAGGCCGGACGGCUCGGGUCACUUGUCACACCUCAGGCUUGGACAGCAGCUUCGCCGAUGACGUUUUCCAUUGGUAUCAGCAACGAGACGGCGGAGAGCCCAAGUGGAUGCUCUUGGUGGGGAAAGGCGACACCGCGGCCACCGACGACGCCUUCAAGAAGAGAUUCACGUCUGAGAAGAACAACGAAGCGAAAGCGUGCAGCCUCCUCAUCAACAACGUGGAGGAAGACGACUCGGCCACCUACUGCUGCGCCAGGUGGGAGCGCACGGCGACACAAAGUCACCGGGCUCCGUACAAAAGGCGGGGGGCGCGAUGUGCCGAGUGGCGAGAGGCUCCUUCACUGCACCGGUGUGCCGACUCCACGUCCGACCUCAGCGGGGUCAGAAAAUACCUGGGACCCCCCUGGCUAACCCCCUGCAUCUGCGCGCGGGCGGCCUUCGCUCUUACGCUGGACCAAAAGCCGCUUACGGUGACCAGGAGCAGAGGCAGGACCGCCCGCCUAACGUGCGCCCUGGACGUGGACAUCAGCGGCGCGACAGUCCACUGGUAUCUGCACACCGACGGCGAGGCUCCGACUCACCUGCUCUACGUGGGCAGCACCGGGGAAGCGCAGUACAGCGAGGACGAACAUAAAGCGAAGUACCGGGCAGAGAAAACGCCGCUCGAGAGAAAAUGCAGCCUUCAAAUGUACAACGUGGAAAAUGGAGACUCGGCGCUCUACUACUGCGCCAGCUGGUCCGUCACUGCAGCGCACCGCCGGGGAGGAGCCGCACAAAAACGAACUGGCGAGGGCCGAGAAGACACCGCGAGCGGGACAAAUGGCACCUUCGUCCGGCCAGGAAUGAGCAUUUGA